Molecule: messenger RNA, 1262 nt
Organism: Ceratotherium simum simum (southern white rhinoceros)
Lineage: Eukaryota; Metazoa; Chordata; Mammalia; Perissodactyla; Rhinocerotidae
Source: RefSeq, a predicted model, not a curated record
CCGGCCUGCAAAGGCAGCGCCACGCCCCCACCUGCUUCCGCCUCUGCGCGGUGCUUUCUGGCCCCAGCGGCCGCCGUAACCCCGCCCACCAGGGAAACGGCGCUCCGACGCUGCCGUCGCCGGCAUGAAGCCCCCGCAGCGGCGGCGAGCGGCCCCGGAGCGCUAUCUGGGCGAGGUGACCGGCCCCGCGGCCUGGAGCGCCCGCGAGAAGCGGCAGCUGCUACGACUGCUGCAGUCGCGGCGGGGCCAGCCGGAGCCGGACGCCGCCGAGCUGGCGCGGGAGCUGCCGGGCCGGAGCGAGGCCGAGAUCCGGGACUUCCUGCGGCAGCUCAAGGGCCGCGUGGCCCGGGAGGCCAUUCAGAGAGUGCAUCCAGGUGGCCCCCAGGGUCCAAGGCGCCGGGAAACACAGACCCCGGCCCCCAUCGAGGUGUGGAUGGACCUGGCUGAGAAGAUCACAGGCCCGCUGGAGGAAGCCCUGACUGUGGCUUUCUCCCAGGUGCUCACCAUCGCGGCCACGGAGCCCAUCAGCCUCCUGCACUCCAGACCCCCCAAGCCCACGCAGGCCCGUGGAAAGCUACUGCUCGUCAGUGCCCCUGGAGGGCAGGAGGCCCCGGGCCCUGAGACCCCUGGCCCCACCCCUCAGGCUCCUGGUCCCACCCCUGGCCCCGCCCCUAAGACACAUGGCCCCGCCCCUGAGGCACCCUCCGAAUCCCUCGCCGGCCCCUUGGGUGAGGGAGACUUCACCGUCGACUUUGAGAAGAUCUACAAGUACCUGUCGUCCAUCUCCCGCAGCUGCCAGGGCCCUGAGCUUUCCGCAGCUGAGUCAGCUGUGGUCCUCGACCUGCUCAUGGCGCUUCCCCAGGAGCUGCCCCGCCUGCCCUGCGCUGCCCUGGUUGAACAUCUGGCGGAUACGUACCUGCGCCUGACGGCCCCCCAGCCCGACCCCACCAGUGGGAGCCUGGGGCCCGCGGCCGAGGCUGGUGGGACAGGCUCCAGGGGGCAAGAGGAGGCCGGCCAGACCACCCCCCAGGCCCCUGAGAAUGCCAGGCCCGGCGAGCCGAGACCCACUUGGCAAACAGCUGGGGUCUGUCCCCUGAACCCGUUCCUGGUGCCCCUGGAGCUUCUGGGCCAGGCGGCCACCCCUGCAAGGUGAGGGGCCCGCCCGGCAGAGGACACAGCAGACAUCCGUGAGCCCGCCGCCCUCAAUCCUGCUCGGGCUGACGCUGGGUUGUCAUGAGGAUCCGGUCAUAGUGGAAGGUCCU